ACUUGGCUUUUUUUUUUUUUCCUUCUUGGAAAGAAUCUCUGCGCUCCGAAGAUGGGGAUCUCCUCGCUGGAGAACUGCCCGGGUGUCCUGUGGUGGGGAGACCAGCGCUGAGUGCCAGGUUUGGAUGUGGUGCUUGUGCUUUCAGGACAGCAGCGAUGAAGCACUGUUUUUACAAUGAGACUGUGGGGUUCUUCUACAACAACAGCCGCAAAGAACUGACCACGUACUGGAGGACGAAGGAUGUGCUGGUGGUUGCCCUGGGCCUGACUGUGAGCGUCAUCGUGCUCCUGACUAACCUGCUGGUCAUCACCGCUAUCAUCAUCAACCGCCGCUUCCACUACCCCAUCUACUACCUGCUGGGGAACCUGGCAGCUGCCGACCUCUUCGCUGGCAUCGCGUACAUGUUUCUCAUGUUCCACACGGGGCCCAGGACAGCAGAGCUCUCCCUGAAGACCUGGUUCAUCCGUCAGAGUCUGCUGGACACCAGCUUGACAGCCUCUGUGGUGAACCUGCUGGCAAUCGCUGUAGAAAGGCACCAGACUGUGUUCACCAUGCAGUUACACAGCAAAAUGUCCAACCAGCGGGUGAUGAUCCUCAUCUUCUGUAUUUGGGUCACGGCCCUGCUCCUGGGGCUCAUCCCGUCCUACGGCUGGCACUGCCUCUGUGCCCUGGAGAAGUGCUCCAGCAUGGCACCGCUCUACAGCAGGAGCUACCUGACCUUCUGGGCCAUCUCCAACCUGGUCAUCUUCCUCAUCAUGGUGGUCGUCUACACGCACAUCUUCAUCUACGUCAAAAGGAAGAUGACACGGAUGUCCAAGCACACCAGCUUCCACCCCCGCUACAAGGAGACCAUGAUCAGCCUUGUCAAGACGGUCACUAUUAUCCUGAGUGCUUUUGUUAUCUGCUGGACUCCAGGACAAGUCGUGCUCCUCCUGGAUGGCUUGGGCUGCAAGAGCUGCAACGUUCUAGCGGUGGAGAAAUACGUCCUUUUGCUGGCAGAGAUCAAUUCGUUGAUAAACGCUAUUGUCUACUCUUACAGGGACAACGAGAUGCGUAGCACCUUCCGGAGGAUCCUCUGCUUUGUCUGUUACAGGAAUUCUAAAUACACCCCCACGGUGGUGAAGUUGAACACCACAGACCGCAGGACACUUUCUCAGAACGGGCACUUUACCGUGGAUUCCUCCAUUUAGCUCUCGAUCGGUGAGACCAGCACGGCGCUGAGCAGCGCCUGCUUGGGGGGAAGAGCAGAGGCCAGGAGCGACCUGCUUCUAAAGCAGUACAGACUAUAUUUUUUUUUUUUUUUACGUGCUCAAGCAUCAAUAUUUCUCUAGAAUACCCGUCGUGGAUGAAGGACAAGAUGCUUUUAAGGAACUGCUGGACGGCGCGUUGUUUAGGCCGGACGUACUUUUUGAGUCGCGUUGUUAUUAAAGACUGCUAUUUCUAACGCAAAGUUGAUUUGAUUUGGCAGCAUCUAGGAGGAUGCGAUGUGCAACGGGCAUCUCACGUGAUCUCUCGACGAGCAAAGUAUUUUCUCGGUACUUCAGUAUUACUGCCUUCAGAACUAGUCGUUGCAGCGGUAGCGUACUCCAAAGAGCUCUUCGGCUUUUACGCGUUGCUUCCUAAACAGAGCUGCUUAGUGCUUCCCCAGAGAGCCUUAACCCAGUCGUGUCCCACGUGCUUCGGAAGGAAUAUUCUUCUUAAAGCCUCUUCCGAGAGGAAUCUGUUUGAAUUGCUUUCUGAGGAGCAGAUUCCUGCUUUCUGAAGUGUCUGUUGUUGAGUUUUAAAGUAUUCCGGGCUUUUGGAGGAUGCUUUAGGAGCACCUAAUUCUUUCCUAAAAGGGAGAGUGGUGCUGUAACAGUUGUGUUUGCGUUCUGCUAAGCGAUACCACGUGGGUUUAUUCACAAGCUCAUUGCCUAUUCAUAAACCAUCCCUCCACUCGCUGAAAGCCCUUGGGGACAGGUUUAGGUUAGAUUCCAAGGCGAUCAGUAUUUUUGCCUUGGGUUUUAAUGUGCAGUUUUGUACCUUUGCCCAAAUAACGUGUUAACCGUCUGGUUUGAAUGUAGUCUCGCUCUCAGCAAAGCACCAUUAACAAAUUAGCAGUAUUAAUUGAUGUUAGUGCACGUAGGAGCUAGUUUUCAGAGUAAGUCCACUUGCUGCAUCUGACACGGUAUUAACUGUCACCCUGGAUUGGGAGGCCAUGGCUGGAGGGCAGAGGCUCUGCUGGUCGGAAGAAUAUUCCCAGCUGAGAAACUGGAAAUACUUCAGAUUUCCUUCUCCUUCGCGCUGCUAAAUUUUAACAGUGUGAACAUGCCUGCGACAGUCUGAAAUCCAGAGUGUGAGUUGUUUAUCUUGGGCAUCUGUGAGAGCAGGGAGAGGCCAGCAGAAGGCAGGUCUUGGAAUAUUGUCUAAAUUUUUAAUUUCGGAGGUUUUUAUUAAAGGGCGCUGUUCUGUCCGAUGAUCAGCUGCUUGGCUGAUCCCUUCAGCGGGCUCUGCAGAGGAGACAACGUGCUGGAGGCAUUGUAACUCAAAUCCGCGUGGAUGGACUUUUUCUGGAAGAAAUGGUCAGGAAGUGAGUGUUAAGGUGACAGUCUCCUAACGCAGCCUUGGAGUAUGGUUCCUGUCUCUGUGUCCCAGAGACUUUUUGAAUAAA
Athene cunicularia (burrowing owl) is the source of this 2650-nucleotide messenger RNA. It is a transcript of the gene LPAR2, whose product is annotated as lysophosphatidic acid receptor 2. The record is from RefSeq and is a predicted model, not a curated record. Gene Ontology annotation, cellular component: membrane. Gene Ontology annotation, molecular function: lysophosphatidic acid receptor activity. Gene Ontology annotation, biological process: G protein-coupled receptor signaling pathway. Lineage: Eukaryota; Metazoa; Chordata; Aves; Strigiformes; Strigidae. The transcript has 3 exons. Bases 156 to 1190 code for a protein of 344 amino acids.